AUGGGACUCCCGCCUCCACCUUGCCCUCGGACCCCUGAAGGAAAGACUGUUUCAGAGGCGGGCAGGCUCCGGAGGCGGCCAGUCCACACCCAGGAGGAGCGCGCGCUGGGGCUCCCGCCUGUGCAGCGCCUCGAGGCCGGGCUGCUGCUGAGGGCCCUUGCGACGCCAACCCUCACCGCACAAAACCGAAUCGCAGCCCCUCGGGUCACGCAGUUGGUGGAAAUCUCCGCAGACCCUUCCUUGUCAGAGUGUGUUCAAAACCGCAAAGCCACCGUUUCCGCCGAGCCCGCGGGCAGAGAACAGCCCCAGCCCCCGCAUUCCUGGUGCUUCACGGCAAAUAGCCCCCCACCUGGCGACCACGGACCUGGUCCCCGGAGCCCGGCUUCUCCCGCCCAGCCCGUCCCCCGGCUGCUGGUGUGGGCUGUGCCGAAGCCCAGAGCUGUGGAGUGACACCGGGGCUCUCAGGUUUUGGUGGUUAUGAGCGCUGCUGCUGUGAACCUUCAUGUCCAAGUUUUUGCUGUAAACUCAGUGUCUUUCAGAGAGCAACGUGUUCCAUUUCGAUGGAGUCCAAUGUAUCGAUUCCUUCUUUCAUUGGUCCUGCUUUCGGUGCUGUGUCCAGGGCCAUUCGUCGGACCCCCUCAUUUUCUGCUAAGGAUUGUGUACACGUUCAGGGGCGUGACCCACGUGAAGAUGAGCGACCUGGGGGUUCACCGGCUUCCCGGGCCUCCCACCACGGGUCCGCCUCGAACCUCUGAGUCCCACUACUGGUACUGGGACCAGGAUGCCGGAGUGGCUCUCCUAUCUUCCCACUCCACUGUCCUCGUGAGCCCGGCCCCUCUGCGCGGGGGCCCUCCUGGCUCUGCAUCCAAGCCACGGGCCCCGUGUCCAUGA
Lontra canadensis (Northern American river otter) is the source of this 891-nucleotide messenger RNA. RefSeq lists its product as uncharacterized. Lineage: Eukaryota; Metazoa; Chordata; Mammalia; Carnivora; Mustelidae. The transcript has 4 exons. The record is from RefSeq and is a predicted model, not a curated record.